AUGCCACUCUAUGAAACGGCAAUGCAAGAAAAACCACCUGUGGUCUUAGAUAUUGGGUCGGCAUAUACCAAUUCCAGAUUUGGUUUUGCAGCCGAGGCAUAUCCCAGAAAAAUCAUACCCACAGAAGUGAUACUUUCGUCGAAUGGUGAAACGAAACAUUUAUUCGAUUACAAUGACAAAUUGGAGUUCUAUGAUCAAAUGGUGGAUUUUUUGCAGACCAUAUUUUUCAAAUAUUUAUUGGUAAGUCCCAAGGAGAGGAAAAUUGUGGUGGUGGAAAAUGUCUUCGGCCAGACCAUUAUACGUGAAACCUUGGCCAAGGCCUUGUUUCGCCAUUUCGAGGUCUCCUCGGUACUCUAUGUACCCUCACAUAUGAUUGCCCUUUCCACAUUGGCUGUGCCACAUGGUGUUGUUGUCGAUAUAGGAUAUAGUGAAACAACUGUUAUGCCCGUUUUCAGUGGUGUCCAGGUAAUGCAAGCAUUCCAAGAUCAACGAUAUGGUGGACGUGCUGUACAUGAAGAAAUCAAACGUAUGCUAGUGGCCGAGGGAGUACGUGAAGAGUUACUUAAUGAAACCGUUUUGGAAGAUAUUAAAGUACGCACAUGUUUUGUAACAAAAUUGGAACGGGCCCAAGCUUAUUUGAAAAAUGAACCACCACAAGCACCACCAAGCGUGGACUAUCCCAUUGCAGAUGAGGCAAUUAUUUCGGUACCCGGUAGGGUGCGAGAAACAGCAUUUGAGGUGUUCUUCGAAGAGAACAAUGAUCGUGAUAGUCUACCACAUUUGAUUAUAAAAUCCAUCCUCCAUUGUCCAAUGGACAUACGUCGUGCACUGAUGGAGAAUAUUUUUGUUAUUGGUGGUAGUGCAAUAAUAAUGGGUAUUUUACCACGCCUACAACAAGAACUAAAAUAUUUGAUUGAAAAUGAUCCGGAGUAUAAGGAAAAAUUGCAUGGAGAUGUAACAUUUAAAUUCCAUAAGACUAUUGGCCGUCCAAAUAUAACGGCAUGGAUUGGUGGCUCUUUGUGUGGUGGUACGGAUUUGGUUAAUACACGAUCCCUAACCAAAGAGGCUUAUAUGCGUUUGGAAAGAGUACCGGAUUGGGUGUGUUUGGAUGAUAAUCGUACAGCGGGCUAA
This is a messenger RNA of Musca vetustissima, 1131 nucleotides long. Its product is annotated as actin-related protein 10-like. The transcript has 3 exons. The record is from RefSeq and is a predicted model, not a curated record. Gene Ontology annotation, biological process: retrograde axonal transport of mitochondrion. NCBI's taxonomy places the organism in Eukaryota, Metazoa, Arthropoda, Insecta, Diptera, Muscidae. Bases 1 to 1131 code for a protein of 376 amino acids.